CACCUACUCCGAACCAGGGCCUGAAACAAUGUCCUCCAUAGAGAGAAACAUAAAGGACACUUGAUCGCACAGCCCUUGGAAUUAUUUCCAGGAAAUACUUGCCGAAGCCGUCCGGGAGCUCCCGUCCCCUGGCAGCACCCUAGGGACGGCCAGGAAAUGAGCGCUUCUUUGAAUUACAAGUCUUUCUCCAAAGAGCAGCAGACCAUGGAUAACUUGGAAAAGCAACUGAUCUGCCCUAUCUGUCUAGAGAUGUUCACGAAGCCCGUGGUCAUUCUCCCCUGCCAGCACAACCUGUGCAGGAAAUGUGCCAGUGACAUCUUCCAGGCCUCUAACCCGUACUUACCCACGAGAGGAGGGACCACUGUGGCGUCGGGGGGCCGGUUUCGCUGUCCCUCCUGCAGACACGAGGUGGUGUUGGACAGACACGGGGUUUAUGGACUUCAGAGAAACCUGCUCGUGGAAAACAUCAUCGACAUCUAUAAGCAGGAGUCCAGCAGGCCAGAGAAAAAGUCUGAGCAGCCCAUGUGUGAGGAGCACGAUGAGGAACGCAUCAACAUCUACUGCUUGAACUGCGAGGUGCCCACCUGCUCCCUGUGCAAAGUGUUCGGAGCUCACAAGGACUGCCAGGUGGCUCCCCUCACCCACGUGUUCCAGAGGCAGAAGUCGGAACUCAGUGAUGGCAUCGCUGUGCUUGUGGGAAGCAACGACCGCAUCCAGGGAGUGAUCAGUCAGCUGGAGGACACCUGUAAAACAAUCGAGGAAUGCUGCAGGAAGCAGAAACAGGACCUGUGUGAGAAGUUCGACUACCUGUACGGCAUCCUGGAGGAGAGGAAGACCGAAAUGGCCCAAGCCAUCACCCGAACUCAGGAGGAGAAACUGGCGCACGUCCGAGCCCUGAUCCGGAAGUAUUCUGACCACCUGGAGAAUGUAUCAAAGCUGGUGGAGUCGGGGAUCCAGUUCAUGGACGAGCCGGAAAUGGCCGUGUUUCUGCAGAACGCCAAGACCCUGUUACAAAAGAUUGCGGAGGCGUCGAAGGCGUUUCAGAUGGAGAAAGUGGAACAGGGUUAUGAGAUCAUGAACCACUUCACAGUCAACCUCAAUAGAGAAGAAAAAAUUAUACGUGAAAUUGACUUUUACAGAGAAGAGGAAGAUGAAGAGGACGCAGGAGAAACAGAGGAAGGAGGAGACGGAGAGGAUGCCGCGGAAGCAGAAGAGGUAGACAAUGUUCAAAUCGAGUCAUCGGGGGAAGAGGAGAGCCUGGAAAAAGCCUCGGAGCCCUCUCAGCUUACCUCGGAGCUCCAGGCCCCGACGCCACUUCUUGCUUCCUCUCCAGAACCACCUUCAUCCACGCCAACUGCUGCAGAUGUCCUGGUGACACAGAGGGAGGUGGUGCCCAUUGGCUCUCAGCCGACCACACAAACUGAAACUCCAAGCCCUUCGGCAGCGGAAACCGCGGAUCCCUUGUUUUACCCUAGUUGGUAUAAAGGCCAAAACCGGAAAACCAUCUCCAACCCGCCUUGCACUCCUGGGAGUGAAGGUCUCGGGCAAAUAGGGCCUCCUGGUGCUGAGGAUUCCAGUACGCAGUCGCAGUCGGCAGGAGUGGCAGGAGCCGCAGCCAAUGAGCAGGCAGCAGUGAGUGGUAAGGAAUCUAGUUCGCCUGCCGCUACCUCUCAGGAGUUAGUCAUCUGCCUAGCCCUUCUGGCUUUUCUUAUUCUCCACUACAUCUGGAGUCAGAUUCAGUGCUUGAUUUUUGCUUUCAUGGGUAGGAACUAUUUUCUUUUCCGUUUGCUAACAUCUCCUGUCUUCUCUUCCGUAGUAGUCCUCUUCUUUAGGCCCAGAGAUCCAUUCGGGUUUAGGUCUCUAAAACCGUGUUCACGUCAGGGCCACAAGCUCCCUCCCUACGGUACCUCUGUAGGAGCCCCUGCACCUCUGAAGGAGACCCAGGCUGUUAUCUGUUCCUGCAUGGAGAACCUUGACCCAGAACAGCGACUCCGUGGGCAAUUAUUCAGUAAUCCAGUAGAAGAGGACCCUCCAGGGCCAUUAUGGGAGUCCAGCUGCACUAGGCAUGCUCGGCACUGUAGGGACUCUAUUAUAGUGCAGGGAGACACGGCAAAGAACCCAUUCGGGAGCUAGCAGGAUGUUUGUGGGGUGAGGGUGCAUUUCCUGUUUACCCAGACAGGCCCAGGAAGUAGCUGCUGUCAGGACUGCUGUCCAGGGCGGUCUCUGCUCUAGACUGUGACUAGGUUCUCCUUGUACCCUCCUUCUCUUCAGGGCCUUGCCCUAGAGAAGAGGUCUCUGAGACAAAGAUGCUACAAGUGAAGCAGCCAUUAGACCCAUUGACUAAGAGCCAGGCGUUAAUGUGCACACAGCAACCGUAAGAAUCUAAAACAAAGAAAAGCCACUAUUUUGUUUAACAGCCCCUGCCUUUUGGUUCAAGCUACAUUUCUCAUAGACAAACUAUGAGGUUUGCUUUGGGGCUGGCACCCCACCUUUUGGAUAAUCUUUUGAAAGCUACCUGUUUAGUUAGCAAUGUGUGAAGUGCGUGAACUCACGUGCAUGGAUUUUUGAGUGACGGGCCCUACUAGCCUAAGCGCUUGCUCCCUCUCCCUUAGCCAAAAAGCAGUCCAGGAUCCCUGGUGCUAAAGGCGUCAGUUAUUUCUGGUUCCCUAACCUCCCGUGAUAGGCCUCUUCAUGUCUCCUUAGCCACCGUUUUUCAGAGGCUGUAGGAGCUCCGUGUGUACUAGUCGUGUCUGUAACUGUGUGAGCAGAAGCCCCACCCACCUUCUGCCUAAGAGUCAGAUGGGUUCUCGCACACACUCAAGUAUCCUCAGCAUGCACAGACUCUUUUCGGCUGCCUGACACCUCCUUCCAUGUUAUUUGUGGGAAUGAAGUCAUAGAAGACAGUGGGUUCGGGCACAAAAAUGGGGAGAGAUAAGAACAUGGUUAUUGGAAGCGGGGCCUACCUGUGGAUCUGAAUAAUUGUCUGAAGAGUCCCGUUUACGUUCCAAGAACAUGGGUUUGGAACCUUGUUGCCAUGUAUCCUUACAAUCCCCUCUGAGGCUGUAAGGGGAGGGUCAUGCUUCAUGGCUGUCCUUCACUAAGCUCAUGCCAUUGUCUGCUGACAUUCAUCUGCCUGUGUGGUGAUGUGGGAGUGAGGCAGGGGGUGGCCUUUGAGGCAGUGGGUUGUCACUGGUUGUCGCAAAGCAGGCUUGUCUGUGAGCAAAGGCCUCUUCACAUAGCAAAACUAACCUGUUCAUAGUGGGUAGCACUUCUGAACCCCUGAGAUAGGGUGUGAAUAGAGCAGUAAAGAUCUCACAAUGGCAGCAAAUUCCUGGCCUUGGUACUCAGAGCCCAAGCUGCCAGGUAACUGUCCAGUGUGCAUUUAGCUUGUUGUAAUGUCGGCCUGAACGACCCCUUCCCUUGAACUCCUUGUACGUGAUCCCAGGCCUCUCCCAAUUUACCAACGGUCAUUACUAAAUAGUUCCAGGUCAGGCGGUGGUCACGCGGUGGUAUUGCCAUAGACACUCAAACACCACAAGCUAAAUUGUUCACCUUCAAGCUCACCUUGGCCCCCAUGGCCAAACUGCAAACUCUUUGUCCUCGGGUACUUCCCACGUAUCCUUCGACACAUAAAACCCACCCUUGACCACAGAACACAGGCAGGUCUUGCUUCAUGGAGAAAAAACAAACCAGGCAUCAACUCGGUCUGCACUGGGGAUGAAGAUGCUACUUUCUAAUAGAUCAAAGGUGGAGAGUCACCAUCCUCAUCCUCAUUCCCUACGAAAAGAGUUGUUUUCAAAAUUGGGGUUUACCCCAGUUGUCAGCUUAUCCCUUAGAAGGUGCUAGUUCUCACCCUCUGCAGGAUGAACUUUGAACCUUCUCUUAAUCUUAUUCCUGCCAAAAAAAAAAAAAAACAAACCCUAUGCAGAAACCUACAGUUUGACCAGGCUGCCAGAGGCAGAUGGUCAGAAUGUUCCCGUGUAUGCCACCCUUCUCGAUCAGGUUUAUUAUACGCUUAGCUGAAUUUGGAAAACAUAACAUCUGGUGCUUUUCGGGUAUUUAUUUUAAUUUUUUUUUUUGGAAAAUGUCUAAGACUAUUUUUAGGGAUUUAUGGACUGUGUUUUAGUUCAUAAGUAUUUAUUUAGUUCAUUUAGUAGUUAUUGCUCUCUCAACUCUUCCCCAAUUCUCACACCCCACCCCUUAUCCACCCAGCUCUGUGGAUGUCCCUCUCUCUGUGUUAUAAAUUGUUUAUGACCAAUUUGUUCCCUUCAAAUACCCUUGGAUGUGUGGUCUUCAACUGGAGAGUGGUCAACUUACCGGGGCCUGUACUGUACUCUUAGGGAUCUCUCUCUCUCUCUCUCUCUCUCUCUCUCUCUCUCUCUCUCCUAGCAGCCAUCAUUCCCAACAGCAACAGCUCUACAAUCUGGGGUUUGGGAUUGUGUGCCCAGCUCCUUUGUCCUGGCUGAGAUUUGGUCUGGGUUGGGCUUGCAUGUCGCGCCCGCCUCGCCAGCAAGGAAGAACGCAACGCCAGAACUCUUCUCACAAGCAGUUUUAUUCAGGACCUUUUUCACAGUUCUCUCUUUUCCUUCUCUUCCCCGGGCAAGCCUCUCCCAGCCCUGAUAUAGCCAAGGGCUGCCAAUCCAGGUUCGCCACGUGGGCACUGCCCAUAGGCCCACACUAAUACAAGCAGCUUACGAUCAUUGUAUGAUCGUAGCAUGAGCAGGGAUGAAGCCAAAAAAGGAGUUGUUUGUCUCUGAGAGCAUCUGCUUUCAGGAUCGUGGAAGCCAGAUGCCAGCACCAUUUUCUAGGUGCGGCUCCUGUAUACUCCAUAUGGCUCUCCACACUUGCACAGGUGUUGUGUGUGCCGUCUCAGCCACCAGGAGCUCAGGCCUACAGCUGCCCUGCUGUGUCCAGAAGCAAUGUUUCCUUGUAGUCAUCCCAUGCCUCAGAGGUUUGCAGUCUCUCGGGACCCUCUUCCAUAAAUAUUUAGCUUUUGAGAUUAAGUGUUCAGCAUAUGAACUCUGGGGGCACAUCAGAAUCUCACAACUGCUGUUGGCCAAACAUCUUGUAUAUAGUCAAUUCAUCAUACAUUUAUGCCUUGCUGCAGCCAUUAUGAGGUCUAACAUGCUUCCACUCAUUGCCCUUGUUACACGUUACCUGAAGUUUACUCCUUAGUGUUAGCACGGGGCUGCCCUUAUCUGUGUCCUCUCCAAGUGAGCAUUUUAUUGUGAAUAUGUGUGGUGAUUAAAUCCUGGGGGCACAAGGUCUCCCCAUAUAGGCCUGGCUGGCCAGUCACAGUGAUCUCCUGCCUCCCAAGUGCUGGGUUAAAGGCACGCACCACCACGUCUCUCUCCGCAGUGAGAUUUUCAUAGAGGCGGAAGCGGUAGUAGUGAAAGUUGCCUCGGUUCCUCUGCCUUCCUCCCUUCCCAGUGUCUUUUAAUGGCUCCCGUGGAAGAAUCUAUCCACAUCGCUCAACUGGAGCUGCACAGGGAACAGGAGUUUCUGGGAAGAUGUCUCUGUCUGGGGUGGAUUAGCUCAGCAGCUGCUAACUGAUACUUGAGCUGGACGUAGCAGGUGCUUCAAGGUCAGAGGACCUCCCCUUCCACAACUGCACCUGUGUGCUCGCAUUUCACACACACACACACACACACACACACACACACACACGAGAGAGAGAGAGAGAGAGAGAGAGACAGAGACAGAGAGAGAGAGAGAGAGAGAGAGAGAGAGGCAUGAGUCUAGUACUGUGAAGAAUGUCAACUAUCUCACGAGAAGAUGCAGCUACAGUGACAAGAGAUGAAAGCUUUACCGUGUUAUAACUCUUUGCUAUUCCAAGACUAGACUGCUCACUUUUCCAUUCUCCAAGCCCAAGAACAGAUACUCAAAUCAUGUAGAGAUUCUGCCAAGGCUCCUGGGAAUGGAGACACCAAUGGAAUUAGGGAAAGGACGUUCGUUCUACCUGUGUCUGACUGAGCAUUCUGUUGCUUGGGCCUCCGUUUUUUUCACCAGGAAACUAAGGGGAGUGGAUGAGCUGAUUCAUUUACUUAGACAACUGUAGAGAGCAAGGUCCCUAGUACUGAGAAGUUCAGAGAGUGUUUCAGGAUGUUUUCAUGGCGUGGGGGUGGGGGACAGUUACAGACUUGGGCCUGGCACAAGUUAUUCGGAGUAGCAUAAUAAGACGAGAUGCCCCGUGAACAGACAACCCUUUGCAUUUCUCAAAUUGCAUUUACAGUUGCUACAUCCUCACAAAAGUUCUCGGCUUCCCAUGCUGACUUACACAUUAUCUCCCUGGUAACUAUUUAUAACUCCCUAGUUGCACAGGUGUUCCUCUUCUUUGUGAAACUGUGAAUUCCGUGAAACCCGUGAUGAUUGCACCCUGAAGUCCAUGUGAGGCUUCUUAAACAUCAUGUGUACCGGUAGAUCAAAGGCAAACGCACAUAUCAGAGGCAGUCCUAAUACGGACUGGGUGAAGCUGAAUGGCUUUUACAGUCAGCUUUAUUGAGCUGUACAUACCCUGAAACUCACCCCAUGUGAGUGUACAGUUUAAGGAAUCAUGACAAAUCUGUGUCAUUUUGUAGCUAUCAACAUGGUUAUUUACAAUGUUCCAGACCCCUUCCAAAUUUCCCUGGCCUUUGACAGGCUUGCUUUGAGGUGUAAAUCUAUCUUCAGCUUUUAUUAACUACAGUUUCUCACUUCUCCUUUAUGGUUUCUGCUUUCUGUUAUUCUGUUUAAGAAAUAUUUUCUUAAUUUGAAAUCACGGAGAUUUACACCUGCUUGUUACGACGUUUUUAAAAAAAUAAAAUGUUUUAGCUCUUAAGUUCUAGUGUAAUUUGCUAAGUUUCAUAUGCAAGGUGAGGCAGGAGGGCAUCAUUCCUUGUCUUGGUUUUCGGAUACCUGUCAUUUGUUGCACCGACACAUUUUUCUUUCCUUUGCUGAAGAUUUCCCCUUCCUUCUAGAAACGUAGCUGGCUGCACAUGUGAGGGUUUGUUUCUCGGUUCUGUUCUGCGCCAUUGCUCUGCAUUUUCUCCAUCAGCUGAUUAUAUUAUAGUUUACAAAACCUUCACACGAAUAAGCUCUGCCACCUUUGAUCUAGCUUCAAAAUGAUUUUUUACUAUUUAUUAUUCUUACUAAUCUCUUGAAGAAUUAACUCAGUUUUAUUGGUUUUCUUUAUUUGUGAUCGGUUUUCUAUUUUGCUAUUUCUAUUAUUUGUUGUUUGUCUCCUUUCUUACUCCUUAUCUUUUUUAUUUUUUAUGAUGAAAGCUUGGGUUGUGGAUUUGUUGUCUUUCUUGUUCUUCAAUAUGAAUGUUCCAAGACAUAGAACUCAUUGCUUUCACUGGAUCCCACAACUUUUAGUGUGUUGUCUUUUCUUUUAAUUUUAUUCAAAACAUCUGUUGAUGAACAUGCUGAUUUCCUCACUGAGGCAUGAUUUAUUUAGAUGACGGUUGCGAAAGUAUGAGACAUUGGGGAUUUUUCUCCCAGAGUUUUUUUCUGUAUGACUUCUAAUUUGAUUUUGCUAUGGAAACAGAAUUGUUCUAUAUGCGCUCACCCUUCUAAGUUUAUUAAGUUUACAACCUAGGAUGUGACUCAAGUUGGAGAACAUGAAAGUGUUCUGUGAAAUACAGAAAUUUCCUGUUAUGAUUGACACUUUCUAUAAAUGUCAGUUAUGCCAGUUGAUGAUGAUGUUCUAGUCUGAUCUACUCGUUCUGAUUUUCUGCUACCAGCUCUAUCAAUGACUGAGAAAGGAAUUGGAGAUCACGUAUUAUACUUAAGAAUUUACUUAGACAUUGCAGACCUAUUGGGGGUUUUGCCUCUUCUAUUUUGAAACUUCUUGUAGGUACUUUCAUAUUUAACGUUGUUACGUUUUUUUUUUCUUCAAGAACUUACUCCAAGAUGAAGUGUUUCUUAAUAACAGACUGUAUUCUCUGCUCAUAGCAGAGCAGCCUGCUCUGAGGUGUGUGUAGAUGAUUCUCAUUCGCUUGCAUAGGUCGUGGCUGCUGUGCUUGGUGUAAUCCAUGGGUGGUGGUGCAAGGGAGGAGCCUGGAGGAGGGUGGUGCUGGAUAGCAGCCCUCAGGGAAAACUUCCUGGCCUGGGUCCAGCACACCUAGCUUCCAUUCUUCCCUCAGCCACGCACAGGGCCGAGAGCAGCACGUGCCAGGAGGGUUGAGAGACUUGAGCACGUGAGCUAAACUUUUUGGUCAAACGAUCCAUUUGGCAGGGCUCUGCUUUCAGUUUUGAUCUCAGCUGAUUUAUCAGCUAAUAUCUCUCUCUCUGAACAUUUUCGUGACACCUAUGCCCGAGGUUGUCCCUUAAGUAAUUUUGAGUAAGUACCUAGAAAUGGAAUUGUUAGGUUGUACGGUUGUUGUGUGGCUAACUUCACUAGAAACUGUUAACCUGUUUUUCACAGUCUCUUGGUUUUGUGCUUCCACUAAGAACGGAGGUGCCCCAGCUCCUCUCCUCUCCAUGUUAGCUGAUGAGGCAGUGCAUCAUCCUUUACAUUUUAGCCACUCUAAUGCGUAUGUGUGAUCUUCCUUAUGGUCUAAUUCGUAAUUUCUUGACAAUUAGUUCUGCUAAGCUUCAUUUCAUAUACACACACUGAAGUUUGCCAGAGAACCACAGAGGCUACUGUGUUGUGAGUGGGUGACGUCAAGCACUAGAUGGCCUGUUGGCUGAGAAGGACUGAUCCCCGUGCCCAGAGGAGAUGCAGGGGUCUGUCCUGUACCUGGUUCUUUCUACCUGGCAUGCCAUCGUCUCAGAUGGAGUCUCAGUAGCAGCGUAGGUCCCCAUACCUUAAGGAUCAUCACCCUCAUGGAGGAGGGGGUUAUAUGCAGGUUAAAUUCAGUGACUUAUUAAAGUCAGAAGCAAUGGGAAAGAGUCAGCAAGGAAAUGCAACUCAUAGCUGACUGGCUUAUCAUCCAGAAUCCAAAAAUGUACAUGGUAUAAAGAUGUUCCCAGAAGAAAAAAGUAAUUAAGCUGAUGAAAGAAGAGAGGAGAGGAAAGGGCUUGGAAGGAGGAAGAAAGCAAGAACUGCAAAGGGUAGAAAGCUAAGUAGAGGGCUGUGCCUGCAGCUAGUCCUUAUUUCUUAGGCGCUCAGAGCUGCUCUGUUUCCAGAUCUGCACCCCUAUCGAGUAGCGACCCACCCAACGUUCCCAUUUUCCCAGGCCAGGAUGAGCAACAGGCCGAAGUCCCAAAGCUGUCGGCCAGCACAAAGCUCUGUAUCCCUACCCAAUGCUGCAUGUAAAGAAAUGAAGUCAUUUUUAUACAAUGAUCUUUGAGACUAACCCAUCUGCCGUGGCGUCAUAGGAAACAUCCCUCCAACCGCCACUGGAGGCUGAGGUAAGAAAUGCAGGCAGCAAGAGGGCCUGGAAGCGUCUAUAUUUGAGAUUUGUUUCACAAGGUAUUCAUUACAUUUAAAAAAGAAAGAAAGGAAAGCAAACAUAGACCGGAGACCAAGAACAUGAUUUCCCUUGAGUGUGACUCUAUGUCUUGUGUUCUUUGAAACGAUCUACUUAAUUUUCCAAAGCAAACAGAAGUGAAUGAAAAUUCAGCCAUGUUCCCUACACUUAAUUGAGUGACUCAGGGUAUCAAGUUAUUUUCAAACAGAAGCCCCGACUGAGAUCGAUUGCUGUGUGUUUUACAAGACGCAGGCUUACAUGUCACUGUUCUGUGGGCGUGCUUGUGUUGGAUUUCCCUCUGCAGGAUGGAAAGUGAGACCCGUGGUGCUCAGGAGUGACCUCCGCUUGCUGGGUAGCAUUGCCAGGGUUUAGUCAUCCUAGCAACUGUGGCAUGUGAUGGGGAGAUGCAGACACUUUUAUGUAAAAUCCCUGUAAGGGGGAUUGAGGUUUUCCACAGCAAGCAAGCUUCAGUGAGACCAUUCCAUUAACACUGCUUUUGCAUUGCCGUCUCGUAACGCUGCCACUUCACGUGGUUUUUGUACUUUUUUCCUCCCUUCUGCUGAGAAAGUGACAUUCUAAUAAUUAUCAGUGUGUGUGUUUUACUGAAAGGUCAAAUACACAAACCAAUCCUGAAAUUACAGGUUCUGCUUCACAGGAGCAAAUAGUAAAUGUCACUUUAAUGGAGAAAUAAAAUGGAUACAUCCAUUUAAAAAAAAAAAAGCCAAAUACUAUGUAAACUGUUUGCAGCCAUGUCGUGAGUUCAUUUCCCUAGGUUGUGUGAGUGGGCACUAGGGGGGGCUCUAGGG
Molecule: messenger RNA, 10198 nt
Organism: Myodes glareolus (Bank vole)
Lineage: Eukaryota; Metazoa; Chordata; Mammalia; Rodentia; Cricetidae
Source: RefSeq, a predicted model, not a curated record